ACAACCAUUUAGAGGUUAUUAUAAACAGUUUCAUAUUUUCAAAUACUAAUUUGUAUAUUUAUCAACUGGUGCAAUAAAUAAUAAAAUGGCUUUGAGUGGAGCUGAAAAGAAGAAAAUGGGUAUAGAGCUAGAAAAUCGAAAGAAAUGGGAGACAGUGGAAAUUGAAAGAUUAAAUAUUGAUAAUAAAAGCAAAUACAGAAAUUUUCAAAGAUGCAUGGAUCGGCAACAAAAGGACCAACAGGACGACGACGAUAGGAAAAAUAAAAUUACCAAAGAUUUAAAACAAGAACAGGAUAUUAGAGAUCAACAGCUUUUGGCAGCUGAAUUAAAUAAAAUAACUCAAGAUGAGAUGUACCAGUUAAGAAGAAGACAAAUCCUUCGCAAUAUGGAGCCUGAACUACAAGAACUAGCUGCAAGAUUAAAAGCAGCCUAUGUACAAAAGGCAGUAACAGUUCAACUAGCUGAAAAAGAAGCCCAAAGGCUGGACGAAGAGGUAAAAAAGAAGCAGGCAAGAGAUGUAAUGCUGGCUGCUGUAAUAACAGAUGAAGAAAUGCGUGAAGAAGAAAUGAUGAAAGACAUGAAGCAGAAGGAGCAAUAUAGAAUUGCAUUACAGGAUCAAAUGAUAUACAAAGAAAAAUGUAGGAGAUAUGAAUAUGAAGAGUUCCUUAGAGAUAAGAAACUUAGGGAUGACUAUAUUAAGAGAAUGAAUGAUGAAGCAGAAAGACAAAUUCAAGAGGAAAAGUGUAGGAAACAGAAAUUUAGAGAAGAAGAAAUGAAGUUUAAAGAAGCUCAACAAGUAUGGAAAGAUAAGAAAAGGAGAGAACUUGAAGAGGAAGACAAGAACAUACAGGAUUAUCUCUCAACAAAAACCAGUGAUGCAAAAGAAAGGAGAGAAGAACAGGAAAGAAAAGAAGCAGCCAAGAAUGCAGUUAUAGAAAGCAUAGGGCAAAAAUUGUAUCAACUUCAGAAAACAAACCAAGAAAGACAAGAACUGAUUCAGCAGUUAGCAGAACAGCAACAGAAAGAAAAAGAAGAUGAUCGAUACAGAAGAGAUAUUGAGAAAAUUGAAACACAAAAGAUUAACACGCGAAUUUGUCUAUUCAAACAGAUGCAAGAACAUGAAGAAAUUCGGCGAAAGGAAGAAGAAAACGACGCCAGAUAUCGAAAACAGAUGGCAGAGAAAAUGGCUGAAGAUGAGCGUUUAGAACUGAUGACUGCAGAAAGGAAGAAACGUCGAAUGAUUGAAAUAAAGCAUGAAGUGGAAGAAAUGAUAAAACAGAGGAGACAAAAGCGUGCUGAAGAAAUACAACUGUUAAUAAAAUUACAAGAAGAAGAAAUAAAAGCAGAAGAAGAAAGGAAACGAUUGGUGGAAGAAGAAAAACGAAUAAUGCUAAAGGAGCAUGCGAGAAAUAUUAUUGGGUUCAUCCCAUCCCGUAUAGUCCAUCCUGAUGAAUUACAGAAGCUUGCUUGUGAAGCUGAAUGUGAAGAAAAAGAAAAAUAAAAAUUUAUUUUGAAAAUAACGCCUGCCAAAUAUUUUUUACCUAUGACA
Agrilus planipennis (emerald ash borer) is the source of this 1549-nucleotide messenger RNA. Its product is annotated as meiosis-specific nuclear structural protein 1-like. Gene Ontology annotation, cellular component: motile cilium. NCBI's taxonomy places the organism in Eukaryota, Metazoa, Arthropoda, Insecta, Coleoptera, Buprestidae. The transcript is spliced from 9 exons. Gene Ontology annotation, biological process: cilium organization. The record is from RefSeq and is a predicted model, not a curated record. Bases 86 to 1501 code for a protein of 471 amino acids.